Molecule: messenger RNA, 9311 nt
Organism: Meleagris gallopavo (turkey)
Lineage: Eukaryota; Metazoa; Chordata; Aves; Galliformes; Phasianidae
Source: RefSeq, a predicted model, not a curated record
UUUCUUCUGGUUUUUCCAGAUUGCCUUCAUGACCUUGACUCUAUUUCCUAUCCGACUCUUCUUUGCUGCUUUCAUGAUGUUGCUGGCCUGGCCUUUUGCAUUCAUUGCUUCAAUGGGAUGUGAUGAGCAAGAGCUUGAAAAGCCCCUCUCCUGGUGGCGAAAGAUAGUGGACGUUUUGCUGAAAGCUAUCAUGAGAAUGAUGUGGCUUGCUGGUGGAUUCCACUGGAUAAACGUAAAAGGCAGACGAGCAUUGCCAGCAGAAGCAGCAAUAUUAACUGUGGCUCCCCAUUCUUCUUACUUUGAUGCCAUUCCAGUAACCAUGACCUUUGCCUCCAUUGUGAUGAAAGCAGAAAGCAAAGAUAUUCCUGUUUGGGGAACUCUAAUCAAAUAUAUCCGACCAGUAUUUGUAUCUCGGUCAGACCAGGAUUCUCGCAGGAAAACUGUUGAAGAGAUAAAGAGACGUGCUCAGUCUGGUAAAUGGCCUCAGAUAAUGAUAUUCCCAGAGGGCACAUGCACAAACCGAUCCUGUCUAAUUACAUUCAAGCCUGGAGCAUUUAUUCCUGGAGUUCCUGUACAGCCAGUGGUUUUACGUUACCCAAACAAACUGGACACGAUCACAUGGACAUGGCAAGGUCCAGGAGCGUUAGAAAUUCUUUGGCUUACUUUGUGUCAGUUUCACAAUUCUGUGGAAAUUGAGUUUCUUCCUGUGUAUAUUCCUUCAGAAGAAGAAAGAAAAAAUCCAGUGUUAUAUGCCAAUAACGUCAGACGUGUAAUGGCAGAAGCGUUGGGAGUUCCAGUGACAGACUAUACAUUUGAAGACUGUCAGCUAGCUUUGGCUGAAGGACAACUUCGUCUGCCUUCAGACACGUGUCUUCUAGAAUUUGCAAAGCUUGUGAGAAGCCUUGGGCUGAAACCAGAAACACUUGAGGAUGAUCUUAAUAAAUAUGCUACGCGUGCUAUGAAAAUGAAAAAAGACAAGGCUGAUCUUAAAGAAUUUUCAGCAUAUUUGGAAUUUCCAGUUUCGCACACAUUAGAAAGCAUGUUUGCCCUUUUUGAUGAGAAUGAAGAUGGCAUAAUUGAUGUUCGAGAAUUUGUCAUUGCUCUGUCAGUUGUCUGUAAGCCAUCCAAAACUCUGGAAACAAUCCAACUGGCAUUUCAGCUAUACCAGUCAGAAAAUGGUACUAUAACAGAAGAAGAUUUAGCUCAUAUUCUGAAGACUGCCAUGGGUGUGUCGCAGAUUAAUGUUACACAUCUUUUUAGGGCUGUAGAUGAAGAAGAAAAAGGAAAGAUUACAUAUGAUGACUUCUAUAGAUUUGCUGAAUUGCAGCCACACUUUGCAGAAGACUAUCUCUAUCCUGAUCAGAUGGUAGCUGAGAGUGGAUUGGAGACCUCAUCUCUUUCUGCUCCAAAUGGUAUCUGUACUGACUUCAGCCCUGAAAAUGCUGAAGAUAAAAACAAGCCCCUGCAGAAGAAAUGGAACUAACACUACAACUGUUACCUUCCUCUCCUGGUGAGAGGAUUAUCUUUUCUUGGAAUUUUCAUAAGUCACUCCAAUUAUAUAGCAAAUACCAAUUUUGUGUGUGGAAGUUCUUCUACCUUAAUACUGUUCUUUGAUUCAUGUGUGCUAUAUUUAACGAUAUGUUUCAGGUUACUUGGGGAAGGUAUUUUUAUUUUUUUCCAAAAGGACUUUGAAAGGCAAAAAUGUGAAUGUGCUUCAUUAUUAAUGUUCAUAUUUAAAAGGAAGCAGCACUCUUAUUUAUAUUCCACUGGCUAGUUUCAUGUACAAAGUGUUGCACAAAUUGUGCAUGUAUAAAGAAACUGUAGUUACUAUGGUGUUAAGUGCACUUUGGUGAUUAGUGUUUUCCCUAGUUAUGGGGAUGUUUAUUUGGGGCCAAAUUUUGCUGUUCAUAUUUGCAUAGUCAGUCUAGUUUUCAGUGGGAUUAUGCCAUUGAGCAAGGCAAGCACAUUUUGGCCCCUUUUGUUUUAGUUCCAGUGAACAGUUCAGAAACAGUCAUGCAAAAAGUCAAUGAGGAUUACUUCUGUUUUUUUAUCGUUGAAUGACAAAAUUUCUUUUCUUUCAGUCUAUUCCAUGGUAGAAUGAAAAGGAAAGACUCCUUCCAGAUGCAAUUAAACAUCAUUUUUUUUCCCAAAAUGACAUGCCAUAUGCUGUUUGCAAACAGAUGACAAAACUAUGCUUUUGUCUUACAGUCAACUCAUAUCCACCCAAUAUUUACAUGGCAGAUGUUUACACAAUCAUAUUUAUCAGGAAUCAGGGUUUUUUUUUUGUGGCAAGUCUUUUCUUAUAUGCACACAGAUACUACAUCUUACAUACAGAUGACUGACUUAUCAUGGAACAUACUAUAAAAAAUUAUAUGAACACAAAUUUGAAAAGGUUGCAGUUACUCCAGAAGCUAGCAACAAGACACAGAACAAGGAAUGACAGUUAAAUAUCUAUAGCAACAUUAGAUAUACCGUGUAUAAUAUACAUGAAGUCUAAAAUUUAGAAUUAGAAGUUUAGAAUUGGUGGAAGAAAAAACCCACAACAUUUAGUACUAACAUUUCUUAUAUUUCCUUUUGUAAAGCCAGAUGCCUUAAUUAUCAAUGAAGAUCUCAGAAAUUAAAAUUAGUGUAAAACCACAUAGCUCCACUGAUGAGGAAAUGAGCCAAAGACCUCAAGGACUAGGAAGGAGAACUGUGUCACAAAAGAAUUGUGAUGGCAGCUCUCCUUCCAAAUAAAAACUGUCUAUUUUCAAAUCAUUUAUGUGACUAAUUCUGCAGGCUGCACUAGAAUAUGAGGAUUUCAUAACUGGAAAAUUGUCACUGAGAGUUGAUUUCCCCACAUUAAUGCAAAACUAGGCUUGAAGGGUGGAAUUUCAGCUAAAGGAAAUCUCUUUAUGCCUAAUGAUUUUAUUUUUUUUAAUAGGGGUUUUUGUUGUUGUUGUUUUUUUUAAGUGCAUUUUAGAGUAUUGGAAUGUGUCCUUAGGUAUCCUUAACUGUCUGUGAGAAGUCUCCAAAUUGAAACUGGCUUUAAUAGAAUACGUAUAGGGAAACAUAAUGUAAGAAAUAAUGCUUUUUUGGGGGUAUGCAGAGCUACAUCUUCAUUUGAGGUAGUAGUUAAAUUUUUUUAUUUACCUAGAUAAUACAUGCCAGGCUGGCAGGGGUGCCACUGAUUGGCAGGCAAGAUUUAGACUGAAACCAAUCGUGAGAAAUCAUAGGCACAACUUCAAAUUAAGACAUGACAACUCCCAUUUAAGUGCAGUUUCUCAGCUACACAGAGGGAGUUAGGGAUAACUGUGUUAAAGACCUGGAGACAGGGAUGGUAUUGGGCAUUGCUAACUGAACACGGUUAACCGAUUGCUGCAGAAAAGAUGUUCAUCAUAGUGAGAUGCAUAAACACUUGAAGCCUGUGAGAAGGGUGGUGGUAUUUGUUACCAAGAAUUGAUGAGGCCUUACAUAAAGCACCUGUUUGUUUUGGGGCACUGGAGAAAGAUGAGGAUGGCUGGAUGGAGACUGAAGGAAAGAAAAUUUUCAAUGAUUAUUUCAACAUCUUUAUUUAAUCCAGGGAGGGAGACUGGAGGAAGAUAUGAAACUAGUCCUCAAAUACGGAAAAAGCUGCAAAAAGGAAGAUAAGAAGAAUCUUUACUCCACGUUCAUGGUAGAAAUGGGGCCUAUUCAUGUAAAAGACAGGAUAAACGUUAGGAAAACUGUCUUACAGUACUUCUAGUUAAGAUGUGGAGUGGGUAUUCUAGGUGGGAUGAGGAGCCUUCUUUCACUGGAAGCUUUGAAAACAGGAUAGAAAGCAAAGACAGUAUUGAUUUUGUUGAUUAUAACCCCAAGGUUGUAAGGAUAGAUCUCCUGAGAACUAUUUUCUGUGAUUAUAUGUUGUGUAUUUUCAUCAGUAUUUAAGGCAAGGUAGAUGAGCUGUAGAGUCUGAGCAUAUCACAUCCUCUUUGUAAGACUUUCAACAGUGCUUGACUCAAGCUGGCUCUCUCUAAGACAGUUAUCUUCCACUUUGUUAUGUGAGCUUGGGAACUGGAGAAUUUCAAAGUGCAGGGAUGAGACAGGGUACCUUGACACACUUUUCUGAAAAGAAGAAAAGCUUAGUAUCCCAUGGACAACUUUAGUGAGAGAAGCCCCGGGGGGAGAGGGGGGAAUACUCGUUCUACAUCUGCGAAAAAAAGACAAAGCAAGCUGGCUGAAGCGUAAAUAUGAGCGCGUCUGCUUUCUAUGUAUGGUGUUUGGGGUUCUAAAAGGCAAAGAGUUAAUUUUAUCUCUCCUCUCUGGUGAGGGAGAUAUUUACCAGUUGUGGUGAAGGCAAUAACUGCAUAUGAGUAGAGCUAAGCUGCUGCAGAGUGUCUAGGUUUAAAGGGUGCUGCAGCUUGUGAUAGAUGGCCCUUCAACAAAUACAGCACUGGUUGGUGAAGAUGUGCUGAGAACUGCGUGCAUCAAUGAGUUCUAUCCAGAGCUGCUGUUGAAAAAACCUGGUGAGGAGCAUCUUGGUGAGCAAGCAACCAGCUUCUAUAAUGACUUGCAUUUGUUCCUGCUUUUGUGAGAUUGAUCUAGGUAGAGAAAUAAGAUGAAUAAGACAUGAAGUUCUGAUCAGUCUGCAUGAAAAAAUCAUUAAGACUUCAGAUAAUGUCAAUAAAAAUAUGAGUAUCCAGGGUAUUUCAGCGUCUGGAGUAUUCAAGGUAUAAUACUAGACUGCCUUGUAGUGACAGAAAAUCCACAUUAGUAGGGGACAAACUCAGACUUUGUGGGUUGAGACCUGAAGUGCAUUGCAUUACUGCAACACUGUUCACUACAAUUUGUCCAUCAAAUUCACCAAUUAAAUGUUUUAUUAGUUCCACAUAAAAGGUGCCCAACUGUGGAGCCAGCUGGGUCAUGACAAGUCUCAGUAGCUUGCUGAAAGCUUCCUUUUCCCAUUCACCAGACAAUAACAUGUAAGUGCUUUCAACUAAAGUGUUACAGAUUUUACAAACCUUAAAUUUUCAGGGAAACAUACAUCAGUGUAUUUUACAACAAUUUGAUAAGCGGUCCUUCACAAAAAAAAAAAACAGAGGUGUGAAGACAUGGCACUUUCUGAUGUACAUUUUGCUGUUUUUGGGAAAUACUGCCAUCCCUUGCCAGCAGAGCCUUUGCAUCAGACUAAAUUUCUAUGCGUGGUAUGAGAGAUGCUCUGUCAAGGUUUUGUUAUUGUGAUAUGGUUGAGCAAAUAUACUAUGUGCUUUCAAUGUACUUAGCACAGAAAAAAAAUGAAAUCCACGAUAUCUAAGAAGUGUUUUGGUUUUUGUUGCUUCAUUUGUUGUUUCGAUUAUAAUUUAAAAAGAAAAGAAAAAACACAACUAUAAAUAGAAACAAAAGUUCAGAAGGUACAAAGCCUCUGUUUCUACCAGAGAAAGGUGGAGUUCUAUUAUAGAUUUUUCAUGAGUGCGGUGCAGUAAGUAGAUACAGUAAAAGGUAUUAUAGGCAAAUCAUGAUCCUAAAGGAGAAAUUAGUUGUAGACCUAAUUUUGCACCCAUUAUUUUACACUAUGUAUGUUUCAAUGUAGCUAGAAUCCCCUUACUAUGAUAAAAAAGUAACCAGACCACUGUUUGCUAAUCCUGAUUUGAAGGUCAUGAAGCUUACUUGAAAAGGAGACGUGUACAUUAAGAAGUGAUGCAAUCUCUUUAGAGAGAAAGCCACAGGAAGUAAAUACUUGUUUUGUACAUAGCUGUUUAUUAAUAUUUUCAAGCAAACUGCAUAGACCCGUUAGCUAGUUAAAACAUUGGGAUGCUUGGAAAAUGUUUAUGAAUAAAGUUUUUUUCUGGAAAGGGGAUUAUUGCACUUGAACACUUACAUAAUUUGAUAAAUUUUCUGAAGAUAUUUUUAUUUAAUUUAUGCUUCCUCUGUCAGGCUGUGUUUUGUCACUAAACAAAAUUUCCUAUAUUAUUUUAUCAUGUGGUAAGUAUGGCUUUUCAUGUUAAUAAUUCUGCUCACCAGUCCUCCAAAACCAGUAUUUUGAUUGAAAAAUAAAAAUAAAAAUAAAGGACUUAAAGAACAAAAGCUGCAGACCUGAGUAGCAUCUGCUAUACAACUUAUGACGUCAGAAACUGUACAAGCACAGCUUUGCAUAUAUUUGGCUCUUGAACUAGGAAGAGAACAUAUUUUGGAUUUAAAAACAAACAAACAAAAAAACGGAUCAAGUCAGAUUAAUUUUCCUUUACAUUCAAUUACUGCAUUCUGCUUGAUCUGAAACCUCUAUUUUUUUUUCUAACAGCACUUUCAGGAGAGUUCUGUAAUUAAGGCCAGAUGUUACAAAUAUGUUGGCUAUGUUCACAUUAGCAAAAUUUAACUUUGGCUCCUAGACUCAGUGAAACACAAGUUCUCUGUGAACAAAGCUCUGCAGGUAAUUUUUUCUAAUUUUCAGGUAUCUGAACUUCAGCUAAUAUGACUAGUUCUCUUUCAUAAAAUAAAAAUAGGAAGAGUAGGUCCAACAAUCCGUGCCUUUGUUCAAUCAGGCAGUCAAGUGAAGCCUCGAGCUGGCUCAUGAUGAGCAGAAGACUGAAAUAGGCAUUUGGGUAAUUUUGCUUUUCAGGACAUGUUCAUACAGCUGGUCAAUUAAAUCAGCCAUUCUUCAGUCAAAGCAUGAUGUCCUGAAGGUACUGCAGCCUCUUCUAAGUAAUGUCCAAGUCACUAGCAGCACAGCCUGCAAUAUUUAAGUGAUUCUCCCUCUCUUUUUUUUUUUCUAUGAAGACCAGAAAAAAGUACUCUGUGAUGGGAACCUUGAAAGACAUCCUGAAAGGUAAAAUCCUCCAGCACCUCCUCAAAGGAACAAGAUCAGUCAUUCUGUGCGAUAUCUAAUGCAGUGAACUGGGUAUACAAGUUAGUCACUAACACUCUGAUCCAAAUGGGCAUAAAUGAUUUAAUGCUGAGGUAUAACUGCAGAGAAUACAGCAGCAAAGAGAGCAUGCCUGGAUUUGCAUCUGUAAGUAUUUCAUCUCAUAUUGGUCAAGUUAAGACAGCUCCUUUCUCUAGGAAACCACUCAGGUUUAUUUCAAAAUAUUAUUAUGUUUUAUAAGUGGAGGAGUGUGCUAUUUUGUAGAAAGUAGCUUAUUUUUCCCUCAGAUGUUAUGAUGUGCUUCAUUAUAUGCAAUGGGACUAAAUAAAAGUGGGUGAUAUUGAGAAAACAGGUUUAAAAGACUUUUUUCAAUGGAGGGUUCACCAUUCCUGUGAAAAACAGUGAGACCUUUUGCAAGAGCUGACUGUCUAGAUUGCCUUGCAGGCUCUUUAGGCAAAAUAAUUUUGCUAUUUACAUAAUGGCAGAGGCUGCUCAUUCUGUGUUCUUUUGCAAAGUGGCAUAGUAUAGUUUUCCUGUGCAAGCUAACUGGCGUAACUGGUGAAGAGGUCUCUAGCAGUGGAGAUAAAACAGCAGAAUCACUUCAGGACAGCUUGCAUGAAAGUUAUUCCUUUCAAUUAAUUUGGGGGCAGGGAGGGUGUUGGUUCUAUUAAUUUGGAGAGGGUAAGUGCUUUUUUUUUUUUAACAAUAUAUUUGUUAUGCUUCUUGAUUGUGAGCAGAUGUUUGCAUGGGACUGUGUGAACAGCCCAGCUUACUUGAGGUUAGCUUGGAGAUCUUGAGAAGGGUGUUGUACAGUACUCUGUGGAUAUAGCAUUAAGCUUCAGUUUUUUCAUUCUGACUAAAAAAGAUGCAAGUCAUAAUGACUUCUGUAAUAUUCUAUUUUGAUAUUAUGAGUAAGUGUUACUUGAGAGUGCCAUUCCAGAGCCAAAGAAUACAUUCUAGGAAAAUCAGGCUGAACUUCUGCUCCUGAAACAGAAAGUAGUAAAGUCAUUAUGUCUGGCGUAGCAGGAAAGCUCUCACUGUACAGUUGGCCUUUCCCACAGUAAAGAAGGAUAUUUUCCAUCUCUUGGGCUGGUGAACUUAUGUCUCUGUAUCUCUAGCUGUCAAUUGUGCUGCCUCGUUCUUUGUAAGUUGGCUGCAGUCUGAGGGAGACCUCACUGCUCUUAAUCUUAAAAGACAUUCAUAGACUGCUUUUACUGGCCAGUAAGGCACAGGUGAACACUGAAGUUGUAUUCUUGUAACACUACCCAAAACUAAGGCCCCUUGUACUGCGUUAGCUUCUGUCUGCCUUCUCUUUUCUCACACUUAAACCAUUGCAGGUGUGUCCAGGUGAAAGCAAGUUUGUGUUUGAGAUGCUUAAGUGUUUCUAUGAACAUUCUGAAAUUAGAUUCAGAAAUAAAAUACAGUGACAUCUUCACUUGGAUUGACUUCUGACUUUGUCGCUCUUAGUGUAUGCCUGUUUAAUUCCAAGUUCAGAAUGCAGUACGUAUAGAUACGUCAGUAAACCAGUUCUCCUCAUGGAUACUGGAGAAAACUGAAACUCAGACACUUUUCAUCCUACCAUGGUACUGAAAAUGAAAUUCAUCCAAUAGUUUAUUUCUAUGAACGCAUAUGGGGAAAAUCCAAAUACAUGUCUUUUAUUCACUACCCAGCAUGAAGACAAUUUUGUAGUUGAAAUGCUCAAGAAAUAAACUUGUAAAAUCUUGUAUGCCCUAAGUAUAUAUUUUUGUCCUAUGUUUUCUUUUAUAGUAAAGUUUAAGCUAAAUAUUUCUUAUAUUUCUGAAAGGAAAUUUAGUUUAGCCACUAUUGUACUUCCCAGACUACAAAGCAGUUUUUUUAAGUAAACAUCUAAUAGUGAAACUGUAUUUUUAAGAAGGUGGAUUAUGAUCCCUUAAAAUAAACAUCUCUCCUUAGCAGUUGUAUAUACUUAGACAAAAAGUAAAUCAAUUGCAGCUGCUUGUCUAUAUAGUUUGUGUUAGUGAUUUGUUUAUAUUGUUUUCUGUAAUUGCUCUACGGGUAUUAAGAGCUCUGCGUAAACCACUAAUGUUAGAAAUAGAAGUCUGAAGUAAAUCUCUUUAGAAGUGAUAGAUUUUGUAUCCUGAAGGAGGACCAAGACUAAGCAUCUGCUAACUUUUUAUUCUGUGCUAUAUAAUUUCAAUGUCCCAGCAUUGUAUUGAAAAUAUCUGGCAUCUGUUCAGUGGGACCACUUUCUAAGCCCUUUUGUAAUUCCCAACAUCUAUCCCAACACAGGUGUGCAAGAUGUUUCUAAUUUGAUCGUAGGUACAAGUUCAUCGUUUUUUUUUUUUGUUGUCGUUGUUUGGAAGAAUAAAAUUCAGUAGCAACAAGCUGAGAAAUAAUUUAGGAAAUAAAAUUCUUCAUCUCUUGAAUUAUUGUUGGACUUGCAUUGAGGACAUUUUUUAAAGUAUUGCUAUGUUUCUGAACACAUUUGAGGAUUUAAAUGCAAAAGUUAAAAAAA